Messenger RNA from Nannizzia gypsea CBS 118893, 891 nucleotides. RefSeq lists its product as hypothetical. Bases 1 to 891 code for a protein of 296 amino acids. Gene Ontology annotation, cellular component: membrane; endomembrane system. Lineage: Eukaryota; Fungi; Ascomycota; Eurotiomycetes; Onygenales; Arthrodermataceae. The transcript is spliced from 3 exons. The record is from RefSeq and is a predicted model, not a curated record.
AUGGCCAAUGUACGCUUCAGAGUCAGGAGCAGCAACUAUUCCCCGGAAGGCUUCGAGCAGUUCGAUGAUAGCGUAUACCCCGGCAGGAGAACGGCGGUGGUGGAGGAAUUGAACACAAGUGAUGAAGAAGAUGAGGGAGCCGCCCAGGUCGAGCCAACUGAUGAGAAGACAGAGCAAGAUGACAGCCCCAGCAGCAUUGGGCUUGUCGAUAUAUUACGGUUCAUAUUCCUGGUUAUCAUUGUAUCAUCAGGUUUAUCCUACUACAUUACUUCCGAUUCGAUAAUAUGGGGGUACCAGCGGCCAUGGUUUACAAGGCCGCAAGUUUUGCUGAGAUACAUUAAAGGCCCUUUGAUCCUCUCUCGCUCCGAACUAUCACUAUACAAUGGCACAGACCCCAAUCUCCCCGUCUACGUCUCCGUCAAUUAUACCUUAUACGAUGUCUCUGCAAACCGACGAAUGUACGGACCGGGGGGAGGCUAUGGUUUUUUCUCUGGUCGAGAUGCAACCCGUGCAUUCGUAUCGGGUUGUUUCAAAGAAGACCUGACCUCCGACCUGCGCGGGUUAGAAGAGAUGUAUAUGCCCAUCGAAGAUGUACCUGAUGAGGACUUGACCAAUGCCCAAAAAAAGAUUCGACGAGAGAAGGAGUUAAGAGAUGCACGAGCAAAUGUUCGGCGGCAGGUUUUACACUGGCAAAGCUUCUUUGCUGAUAGCCAUAAGUACUUUGAGGUUGGCAAGUUGAUACGUGAUGGUGAAGACGAGAAAGUGGAGAAAAGGGAGCUUUGCGCAGGCGCUCAGGCAGCAAGGCCAAAGAGGUCGGAGCUGAAGAAAGGAGCAGCAGCUAAGAGCCAGCCUACAUAUCCUCCAGGCGUGAAGAAGGGGGGAAACCACUGA